Thyridium curvatum is the source of this 570-nucleotide messenger RNA. RefSeq lists its product as uncharacterized. The coding region runs from base 1 to 570 and encodes 189 amino acids. Lineage: Eukaryota; Fungi; Ascomycota; Sordariomycetes; Thyridiales; Thyridiaceae. The transcript has a single exon. Gene Ontology annotation, molecular function: zinc ion binding; S-(hydroxymethyl)glutathione synthase activity. The record is from RefSeq and is a predicted model, not a curated record. Gene Ontology annotation, biological process: formaldehyde catabolic process.
AUGGCUCCCUCCCUCCACCCCCUCAUCGACAACGGCCUUGUCAAGGGUCAGGCCGACUUCCCCGGCGGGAAGCUCCGCUGCCACUGCUCCUCCAACCCCAUUGAGAUCACCCUCGGCAGCAACGUGGCCCAUAACCACGCUUGUGGGUGCUCCAAGUGCUGGAAGCCCAAGGGCGCCCUCUUCUCGGUUGUUGCCGUCAUCCCCAAGGACAAGCUCCAGGUCACGGCCAACGGCGACAAGCUGAAGAUCGUCGACACCAGCGCCACCAUCCAGCGAUAUGCCUGCAAGGACUGCGGGGUCCACCUAUAUGGCCGCAUCGAGAAAGAACAUCCCUUCAAGGGCCUCGACUUUGUCCACGUCGAGCUGUCAGACCAGAAGGGCUGGCAAGAGCCCCAAUUCGCCGCCUUUGUCUCCUCCAUCAUCGAGCAGGGCUUCGACCCCAAGGGCAUGGAUGAGGUGCGGAGCAAGCUUCGAUCGGUCGGCCUGGAGACCUACGACGCCCUCUCGCCACCCCUGAUGGAUGCCAUUGCCACUUGGACCGCUCAGAAGGCUGGAGUCCUUCCCGCAUAG